This is a messenger RNA of Medicago truncatula (barrel medic), 3306 nucleotides long. RefSeq names its product disease resistance protein RPM1. NCBI's taxonomy places the organism in Eukaryota, Viridiplantae, Streptophyta, Magnoliopsida, Fabales, Fabaceae. Gene Ontology annotation, molecular function: ADP binding. The transcript has 2 exons. The record is from RefSeq and is a predicted model, not a curated record. The coding region runs from base 241 to 3045 and encodes 934 amino acids. Gene Ontology annotation, biological process: defense response to other organism.
AGAUUGCAACGGACCAGGAUCUGCUGCUCUAGUAAAACACACAGUUUCACAAAGUUUUGAAUUGUGACCAUUGGAUCUUUAUUGGCAUGGGACUAUUAUAGUAUUAUCAAACCAUCCAAUGGCUGAAUUGAAACUGUGUUGUACUUUACAGCACCAAAUCCAUAUCCAGAUUGCACCAAACAAGUCUCAAUUACGAGUAAAUUGUAGUCUUCGUCUCAUAGAAUAACAAAAAAUCUUACAAUGGCAGAAAUGGCAGUGUCUUUUGCUAUUAAGCAACUGCUUCCAUUGUUAACGGAAGAAACCAAACUACUGAAAGGUGUUCACAAAGAAUUUGCAGACAUUAAAUAUGAACUGGAAAGCAUCCAAACCUUCCUUGAAGAUGCUGAUAGAAGAGCUGCAGCUGAAGGAGACAACACUACUGAAGGAGCCAAAAUGUGGGUGAAGCAGGUUAGGGAAGUGGCUUUUCGUAUAGAAGAUGUCAUUGAUGAUUAUAUGAUCCAUGUAGGGCAGCAACCUUGUGAUCCUGGAUGCAUAUCUCCACUCCAUAAGGUUGCUCGUUUUCCCAAAACUAUGACUCCUCGCCGUCAAAUAGCUUCUGAGAUUCAAGACAUCAAGUCAGUUGUUUGUGGAAUCAAAGAAAGAAGUGAAAGAUAUGGUUUCCAAAUCCAAGGAUCUAGCAGCUUUAGAGGAAACCAAAACGCCAAAUGGAACGAUCAACGAAUGGCUGCUUUAUACAUCGAUGAAGCUGAAGUCGUAGGCUUUCAAGAACCCAAAAAUAGAUUGAUUGAUUGGCUGGUAAAGGGAAGAGUAGAGCGCACUGUCAUCUCUGUAGUUGGGAUGGGAGGGCAAGGAAAAACCACUCUUGCUAAAAAGGUUUUUGAUAGCAAAGAGGUUGUGGGACACUUUGAAUGUCGUGUAUGGAUCACAGUGUCACAAUCAUACAACACUGAAGUAUUGUCGAGACACAUGUUGGAGAAGCUUUACGGACAAAAAGGAGAAAAACCUCCUAAAGGAAUCACUGAAAUGGAUCGAGGUGCAUUGAUUUCUGAGUUGAGAAAGUACUUGCAGAAAAAGAGGUAUGUUUUUGUGUUUGAUGAUGUAUGGAACACAAGUUUUUGGGAUGAGAUUGAAUAUGUUGUGAGUGAUAAUAAAAAUGGUAGUAAGAUAUUUAUUACCACAAGAAAUAAGGAUGUUGCCAUGUAUUGUAAGAAAUCUUCAUUUAUUGAAGUGCAUGAACUACAACCAUUAACUGAAGAACAAUCAAUUGAUUUGUUCAAUAAGAAGGCAUUUCAAUUUGACUUGGAAGGAUGUUGUCCAAAAGAGCUCAUUGAUAUAGCUUUUGAAAUUGCUAGGAAGUGCAAGGGCUUACCACUAGCAAUUGUGACUAUUGGUGGUCUUUUAUCUACAAAGGGGAGAAAUGCAUUUGAAUGGCAGAGAUUUAGUGAAAAUAUGACUGUAGAGCUAAGGAAUGAUUCCCAUUUGACCAGAAUAAAAAAGAUUUUAGGUCUUAGCUAUGAUGAUUUGCCUUUUUAUCUUAAAUCAUGUUUGUUAUAUUUUGGAAUGUAUCCAGAAGAUUAUGAAGUUAAAUCAAAGAGAGUGAUUCUACAGUGGAUAGCUGAAGGGUUUGUGAAAGAGGAAAGUGGGAAGACUUUGGAAGAAGUUGGAGAAAGAUAUUUAACAGAGUUGAUUCGUCGAUGUUUGGUGCAAGUAUCCUCAGUUAGCAUUGAUGGAAAAACUAGAAGUUGUUGUGUUCAUGAUCUGAUACAUAUGAUGAUCCUUGAAAAGUGUGAGGAUUUAAGUUUUUGCAAGCAUUUCAAUGAUGACGAUCAUUCAUCUUUAAGUGGAACUAUCAGACGCCUAUCAAUAGCAACAAACUCCGGUGAUUUCAGAGCAUGUAUUGAAAACUCACAUAUUCGGUCACUAUUUCUUUUCACAGAUAAAUCAAAUUAUUUAGAGGAAUCCAUCCUGAAAAGAAUAUUCAAAAAGCAGAGGACACUGAAGGUGCUUCAUUUAGAAGAUGUCGGAUGUUUUGUUGAUUAUAAACCUUUUAGAUGUCUGAUCCACUUGAAAUAUCUAAGCUUGAAGAAUAGAUCCGGAAAAUACCUAUGCAUUUCCAAUAGAUCCCGAAAAUACACAUAUGCAUUUCCCAAAUGGAUUGGUAUUCUCCUAAAUCUUGAGACCUUGGAUCUAAGAGCUGCUUUUGGUUUUAUCAUUAUACCAAAGGAGAUUAGCAAGCUUAGACAGCUACGCCAUCUUAUAGGUUGCAGGAUGUCUUUGUUUCAUUUGAAGGAUGUUAUUGGAUGCAUGGAAUCUCUACAAACGUUGAGUGGAGUGAAAAUUGGUAAGGGUGGAAUAGAGUUGAUUAAGGAGUUGGGAAAGCUAAGGCGGUUAAGGAAGUUGAGCUUGAAUGAUGUGAGGGCAAGACAUUCAAGCGCUUUAUCUUCCUCACUGAAUGAGAUGCGACACUUGGAGAAAUUACGCAUUGUGUCAAGUAGCGGAUAUGAUAUGGUUCAUGAUGUCAUUGAUAUGCAUUUGGUUUCACCUCCACUACCUAUGCUUCGAAAUCUUAAACUAUGUGUCAAGUUGGAGAAGUUUCCAGAGUGGAUUCCUCAACUUAAAAAUCUUGUUAAGUUUGAUUUAGCAUAUUCCUUAUUAACUGAUGAUCCAAUUAAGUAUCUAGAAAACAUGCCAAACUUGUUGUCCCUCUCAAUCAUCAACAAAGCUUAUGAAGGUGAAAGUUUACAUUUUCAUGAUGGAGGUUGUCAAAAUCUAAAGGAACUAUACAUUGGAGACUGUCCCAACAUGAAUUCAAUUGUUAUUGAUAAAGGAGCAUUACAUUCUCUAAAAAAGUUUGAGUUAUUCGAGAUCCCCAACCUCAAGACUUCUGGAAUCCAACACUUAGAGAAGCUUGAAGUUCUCAAUGUUUGGGAUGUUCCCCUUGCAGAAUUUAAUCUUAGUGAGGAAAAUCAAUCCGAAACUUUAAGGACUAAGGAGAUAGAAAUCACAAACCAUCCAAAUCGGAGAACAGAAUUUUGGCGUCGAUGAUGAUGGAAUUUGUUUUCUCGAAGUGGACUUUUGCAAAAGUGGCAUCCUUAUGUUCUUGAUUUGGCAUGUGUGUUCCCUGUGGAAACAAAAAUGUAGUCUUUCUUUAAUAAUGGUAUAUGGAACCUCAGUUAUUGAUUCAAGAUACUUUGUUGUUUUUUAUUUCAGAUUUGAGUUGUUUUCCUUUCAAGGAUUGUAAGACCUUAAUUCUCUGUUGAUCUCCCUUCUAUCUAUUUUAAAAUAAAAAAUUGAAGUUUUAUGUAA